This is a messenger RNA of Microthlaspi erraticum, 258 nucleotides long. The record is from the annotation of a GenBank genome assembly. NCBI's taxonomy places the organism in Eukaryota, Viridiplantae, Streptophyta, Magnoliopsida, Brassicales, Brassicaceae.
AUGUCGACCCAAAAGCCGAUUGAAUUCGACUCUUAUAGCGAGCGCAAAGCUUUUGACAAGACGAAAGCAGGUGUGAAAGGUCUCGUCGACGCUCAAAUCACUGAGAUUCCUCGUAUCUUCCGCGUCCACGUGGACGCAGCGUCGCGUGAAGUAGUUGUAGAGAAGAUCAAAGACGCGGCAGGGAAUUGGGGAUUCUUCCAGGUGGUUAACCAUGGUGUUCCUUUAAGCAUUCUUGAAGAGAUUAAAGGAAUACUUUGA